ACACGGUAGGUGAUGCAUCUCCUGCUGAGGACCCUUGUAAACCUCUAAAACUUGUACACUCCGGUUUUGUGAAGGCAAUAUGUGCACAGUAGCCGAUAAAGUUCCUUUCCGAGACCUGUGCAAGCUCUGUGAGAAGAUAUCGAACAAGCAAAACAAGAAUGAGAAACGGAAACUUCUCGUCGACUUCAUCAACCAUUGGCGGGAAUUUCACGAUCAUCUUCACGUAAAUGAUCCAGCUGGUGGCGAAGAAGAUUCGUUCUUUUCGGCUAUGAGGCUUCUCCUGCCUCAUUUGGAUAAAGAAAGGCCCGCUUAUGGCAUCAAAGAGACCACUUUAGCGAGACUCUAUAUUCAAGUACUUGCCCUUGGAAAAGACAGUGCCGACGCGCAGAAGCUACUCAACUACAAAGCGCCUAAGGUCGCCCGUGCGGAAGCAGGUGAUUUUGCGAGCGUCGCGUACGUCGUUCUAAAGAACCGAUGUCCCAUCAAAGGUUCGUUAACGGUCUCGGACGUGAACCGGUACCUCGAUGAAAUUUCCAACGUCAGUUCUGAACGGAACAAGGAAGACGUCGAAAAGAAGCUGUGCUCCCUUCUUCAGCAGACUUCAGCGUCAGAGCAAAGGUGGCUGAUUAGAAUGAUCUUGAAGGACAUGAAAAUGGGUGUGAGUGAACACAGUGUGUUAAAUGCUUAUCAUCCCGACGCGAGAGACUUAUUUGACGUGACGAGCAACCUCGCCAAAGUGUGCCUGCAGUUAAAAGACACCAACUUUCGACUGCACGAGGCAGAAAUUUCGCUGUUUUCUCCAUUCCGCCCCAUGCUGGCAGAGCGAGCCGAGCCCAAAACAGUGGAGAGGCAGAUGAAUCACGAACCGUUCUUUGUUGAGACCAAGUUUGACGGAGAGAGACUCCAGGUGCACAAAGAUGGUGACAUUUUCAAGUACUUCAGUCGCGGAAGCAAAGAUUACAGUUCCAGUUUUGGGGAGAGCAAUGUGGAGGGCUCACUAACGCAGCAUAUCGUGCAGUGCUUUAAAAAUGAUGUUACCAGUUGCAUCCUUGACGGUGAGAUUGUGGCGUACGACCCAGCGGGGAAGGAGUUUGUCUGUAAAGGUGCCAAUAUCGAUGUUAAGAGUCUGCGCACCGGGAGCCGUUGCCAGCCCUGUUUUGUUGCUUUUGAUAUUCUCAUGUUGAAUGGACAUGUGCUUACAAACAAGCCUUUACGUGAGAGGGUGUUGGUGCUGGACUCGUCUGUAAUUGAGAAGGAAGGAAGGCUGAUGGUUUCGAAACGAAAACACGGCACGGGCAAGGAAGAUGCCAUUAAGUUUCUAAAUGAGGCUAUCGACAAUCGUGAGGAAGGAAUUUUGAUCAAAAAUGUCAAUUCUGUGUACAAACCGAACACUCGUAAGGGAGGGUGGCUCAAGUUAAAACCCGAGUACGUCGCAAAUCUCGUGUCCGACCUCGACCUCAUCAUUCUUGGUGGCUACUAUGGGGAAGGUCACCGGAGCGGAGACGUUUCACAUUUUCUUCUGGGUGUAGCCAGUGACCAACGUGACAGAGAAAACAACCCAGUUUCGUUUUGGUCGUUUGCUAAAGUAGGGUCUGGGUACAGCAGGGAGGAAUUAGAUGAGCUGCUGUCCAAGCUCAAGUCCAAGUGGAAGGUGUACAACACGAGAUGUCCGCCAACUUGGAUCGUUCUUGCGCCUGGACACAAGGAACGGCCAGACUUGUAUGUCGAACCACGCGACUCAUUUGUAGUGCAAGUCAAAGCAUCCGAAAUGACAAAAAGCGAUCGUUUUCGAACGGAGGUCACGCUCAGAUUUCCGAGGGUGGUGUCUAUUCGGUACGACAAGCCGUGGUAUGACGUUCUCACAUUCAGAGAAGCGCUCGAGCUCGACAGGAAGGCUGCCGGAAAGUUAGCCGUGAACCCAGUUUUGAAUGACGAUGAUGAAGUCGCGACGAAGAAGCCACGCAUUCAAGAUCAGCUCGUGGAAGUUGCGAGGCAUUUCCGGGCAACCGACACGUCGAGGGUUGCGGUUCAACGUGAUGUUCUCGAAGGAAAAGAAGUCUGCAUUGUGACGGGGUGCCAAGGUCUUUCCAAGCAGGACCUCGAAGUACUGGUUGUACAGAACGGGGGGACUGUUGUGCAGAAUCCUGGACAAGGAACAUUCUGUGUUGUAGCUGGAAAGGACAAUUUCAGGGUAAAGAGCUUGUUGAGGUCAAAACGGUACGACGUUGUGAAGGCGGAGUGUUUCGGUCGUAGGGUAGAGUCCGGAGAUUUUGAGCUGUGGGAGCCAUUCGACCUCUGGGGAAAGAGUGCGGACACCAAAAGACGUCUCGAUGAGGUGUACGACGAGUACGGGGAUAGCUACACCGCAGAAGUGACUUGCAAAAAGUUGCGUUGCAUCUUCGACGGAAUUCCGGAGGACAAACUAAAGGGGGAACAAGUAGAUGCAAACUUUAUGCGCAAGUUCGAAACAGAAGAGUUUGUUCGAGUUCCAUCAUGGGCAGUUUUUAGAAAGUGUGUUUUUUAUUUCGUGGAGAGCGUGAAAGCCUCAGUGCUCCUAAGGAUGGUAAAGCUUUGUGGCGGUAAAGUGGCAGAGAGUGUCAUCGAAGAUGUGACGCACAUCGUAGUCGCAGAGGGCGACACGUGGGAAGCGGGCAAGAAAUACGGAAACAUGGGACAAAACUCGAAGGUUGUCUCGGAGUCGUGGGUUCGAAAAUGUUUUGAGAUGGGCGAAAUCGUUUAAAAGUUCUUUUAAGGCUUUUUAUUACGCAUGUUUGUAUUGCUUUGCAAGCUGCUUUGUAGACAUAAAUCAGCUCCUUAUAAUUUACAUAAAAUAUAUGCUGUAUUAUAAUUUAGUAGUGAUCAUACCAUCAUUCAUGAAAUUGUAGUUGAAAUGAGAACUGUGACACAUUAUGGUAGCUAUGUCUUUGGACAGUGCUGUGCUUUUAAAUCCAGUUCUGAGCAGUAGUUCUCAUCAUGUUUUUAUGGUGAAUGUAUGGUAGCAUUCGAUGAAUUAAAAGGUGCACGUAAUUAUA
This is a messenger RNA of Ornithodoros turicata, 3032 nucleotides long. It is a transcript of the gene DNAlig4, whose product is annotated as DNA ligase 4-like. The transcript has a single exon. The coding region runs from base 80 to 2740 and encodes 886 amino acids. The record is from RefSeq and is a predicted model, not a curated record. Gene Ontology annotation, biological process: double-strand break repair via nonhomologous end joining; DNA biosynthetic process; DNA recombination. Gene Ontology annotation, cellular component: DNA-dependent protein kinase-DNA ligase 4 complex; DNA ligase IV complex. NCBI's taxonomy places the organism in Eukaryota, Metazoa, Arthropoda, Arachnida, Ixodida, Argasidae. Gene Ontology annotation, molecular function: DNA binding; DNA ligase (ATP) activity; ATP binding.